AUGAAUAAAAAACUAUUAAAUCCCAUAAAACUUUACCUAAGAGAUGAUUGCCUCUUGGUGAAAUAUGUAAUGAAGGCUGAAGGGUAUGUGAUUCUGAUCUUAACAUCAUGUGUGUCCGGGCCAAUAUCCCUGAUGCAGCCCAUGACUCCGGUAAUCCACAGCCAACACUUAAUGGGUUUAGCUGGUCCCGGUGAAGAUCAUUCAUUUUUAGCAGGCUUGCUGCUCAAGUACUUCACUUCCAAAUAUAGCAAGGGCACAUGCACAACAUUCGGCACACCUUCUAAAUGUUUCCCCAAUAUCUCGGUCCAUAAUAUAAUAUAA
This is a messenger RNA of Arctia plantaginis, 321 nucleotides long. Lineage: Eukaryota; Metazoa; Arthropoda; Insecta; Lepidoptera; Erebidae. The record is from the annotation of a GenBank genome assembly.